Molecule: messenger RNA, 1323 nt
Organism: Cercocebus atys (sooty mangabey)
Lineage: Eukaryota; Metazoa; Chordata; Mammalia; Primates; Cercopithecidae
Gene: DECR1
Product: 2,4-dienoyl CoA reductase 1, mitochondrial
Biological process (GO): fatty acid beta-oxidation
Cellular component (GO): mitochondrion
Molecular function (GO): 2,4-dienoyl-CoA reductase (NADPH) activity
Source: RefSeq, a predicted model, not a curated record
CCGCCUGGGUCCCAGUCCCGGUCCCAGCUCCCGGCAGCCCAGGCAGCGAUCCCAGCCGCAAGAACUUUGUUCUUUUUGUCCCGCCCCCUGCGCUGUACCGCCUUCGCCGCCUUCCGGCCCGAGUUUCGGAGAAUCAACAUGACGCUGCAGGCCAGGGUUUUCUUUGCUCUGGGGUCGCGGCUGCCCUGUGGCCUCGCUCCUCGGCGGUUUUUCAGUUAUGGGACAAAAAUUUAUUCAACAAACACUGAAGCUUUGCAGUCUAAAUUCUUUCCACCCCUUCAAAAAGCGACACCACCUGAUAGUUUUCAAGGAAAAGUGGCAUUCAUUACUGGGGGAGUACUGGCUUGGGAAAGGAUGACGGCUCUUCUGUCCAGCCUAGGUACUCAGUGCGUGAUAGCCAGCCGGAAGAUGGAUGUUUUGAAAGCUACCGCAGAACAAAUUUCUUCUCAAACUGGAAAUAAGGUUCAUGCAAUUCAGUGUGAUGUGAGGGAUCCUGAUAUGGUUCAAAACACUGUGUCAGAACUGAUCAAAGUUGCAGGACAUCCUAAUAUUGUGAUAAACAAUGCAGCAGGGAAUUUUAUUUCUCCUACUGAAAGACUUUCUCCUAACGCUUGGAAAACCAUAACUGACAUAGUUCUAAAUGGCACAGCCUUUGUGACACUAGAAAUUGGAAAACAACUAAUUAAAGCACAGAAAGGUAUGUUUAUUUGCUUUUCUCGUAUUUAUUUGACUCUUAUGUGUGCAAGGUUCUGUGCUAAGCUCUGUAGCACGUGUACCUUAUUUUGGUGUUUUUUUGAAGAUAAGGUAAAAGUCUCAGUUAUUACUGUUUUUAACAUAUGGUAUAAUAUCUCAGAAUGUAUGUUGUUGAUUUUAAUUUUUAGGUCUCUUGCAGCUGAAUGGGGUAAAUAUGGAAUGCGAUUCAAUGUGAUUCAGCCAGGGCCUAUAAAAACCAAAGGUGCCUUUAGCCGUCUUGACCCAACUGGAACAUUUGAGAAAGAAAUGAUUGACAGAAUUCCCUGUGGUCGCCUGGGGACUAUAGAAGAACUCGCAAAUCUUGCUGCUUUCCUUUGUAGUGAUUAUGCUUCUUGGAUUAAUGGAGCGGUCGUUAAAUUUGAUGGUGGAGAGGAAGUACUUAUUUCAGGAGAAUUCAAUAACCUGAGAAAGGUCACCAAGGAGCAGUGGGACACCAUAGAAGGACUCAUCAGGAAGACAAAAGGUUCCUAAGACCACUUUGGCCUUCAUCUUGGUUACAAAAAAAUGAAUAAAUGACCUCUCAUGUUUGCACGUAUUUCAGGUCCUAAUAAAAUUGUUAGAUUAACAAAA